CCCGGCGAGGAGGAGCUGAGGCGCCUCGAGGCCGCCCUGGCCAAGAAACCCAACCCCGACAUCCUCGACCACCAGCGCAAGAGGAGGGUGGAGCUGAAAUGCCUGGAGCUGGCUGAGCUCAUGGAGGAGCAGGGGUACUCCGGCGAGGAGAUCGAGGCCAAGGUGGCCACGUUCCGCACGAUGCUGCUGGAGAAGGACGAGGGGCCCGGGGACCCCGAGCAGAAACCCACCGUGACGGAGACCCACCAGCUGGCCGAGGCCAACGAGCGCAAGAACGAGCGUUUGCGGGCGGCCUUCGGGAUCAGCGACUCCUACGUGGACGGGAGCUCCUUCGAC
Messenger RNA from Manacus vitellinus (golden-collared manakin), 336 nucleotides. Its product is annotated as serine/arginine repetitive matrix protein 2-like. The transcript has 3 exons. The record is from RefSeq and is a predicted model, not a curated record. Gene Ontology annotation, molecular function: mRNA binding. The annotation marks the transcript as partial. NCBI's taxonomy places the organism in Eukaryota, Metazoa, Chordata, Aves, Passeriformes, Pipridae.